AUGUCGACUCCCCGCGUAUUCAUCGUCCGCCAUGGCGAAACCGAAUGGUCGCUCAACGGCCGCCAUACAGGUUCGACCGACAUCCCCCUGACAGCCAACGGCGAGAAGCGGGUUUUGGCUACGGGCAAGGCUUUGGUCGGUAACGAUCGCUUGAUUGUCCCCAGCAAACUGGCCCAUAUCUAUGUCUCCCCAAGACGCAGAGCGCAACGCACGCUUGAGUUGCUCAACCUUGCGUACAAGGACCAGCUACCGUGGGAAGCCCACGGCGAGCCCUUCUGCGAGGGCAAGCAUUGCGAGGCCCGGAUCGAGGUCACCGAGGACAUCCGAGAAUGGGACUACGGCGACUACGAGGGCAUCACCACGCCUAACAUCAGGGAACUGCGAAAGCAGCAAGGAUUGGGCACCGGCUGGGAUAUCUGGCGGGAUGGUUGCCCGGGAGGCGAGAGCCCGGCCGACAUCUCGGAGCGCCUUGACCGGUUGAUCAAGGACAUCCGGGAGAAGUGGCAUGCGCCAGUCAUGGGUAAACAAGCGGGAGACGGGGUUAACGGCGACGUCUUGAUUGUAGCCCACGGCCACAUCCUUCGGGCUUUUGCACAGCGCUGGGCGAACCAGUCUCUUCAUGAGGGCCCUACCUUUCUGCUCGAAGCGGGCGGCGUUGGGACAUUGAGCUACGAACAUCACAAUAUUGACGAACCUGCCAUCCUCCUUGGCGGCGCCUUCAUUGUGGAUAUUCCAGAGGUGAAGGAGAGGACUAAAGAGUGAGGUUGUGACUACCUAGUGACUUGGGUCUCUUAGGCCAGGUCCGUGAUGCUUCUUAGGUAAAAUAGAGCACAUAGAUACAGUAUCCAUGGCGAACACAUUGUUUUCUUCGACAGACCCAUGAAGAGACAAUCACGUAUUUCCUAAAUC
Chaetomium fimeti is the source of this 909-nucleotide messenger RNA. RefSeq names its product histidine phosphatase superfamily. Lineage: Eukaryota; Fungi; Ascomycota; Sordariomycetes; Sordariales; Chaetomiaceae. The transcript has 6 exons. The record is from RefSeq and is a predicted model, not a curated record. Gene Ontology annotation, biological process: ribose phosphate biosynthetic process. The coding region runs from base 1 to 762 and encodes 253 amino acids. Gene Ontology annotation, molecular function: sedoheptulose-bisphosphatase activity.